Bubalus bubalis (water buffalo) is the source of this 1804-nucleotide messenger RNA. RefSeq names its product phosphatidylinositol glycan anchor biosynthesis class K (gene PIGK). The transcript is spliced from 12 exons. Gene Ontology annotation, molecular function: GPI-anchor transamidase activity. The record is from RefSeq and is a predicted model, not a curated record. Gene Ontology annotation, cellular component: GPI-anchor transamidase complex. Gene Ontology annotation, biological process: protein localization to cell surface; proteolysis; attachment of GPI anchor to protein. The coding region runs from base 424 to 1449 and encodes 341 amino acids. Lineage: Eukaryota; Metazoa; Chordata; Mammalia; Artiodactyla; Bovidae.
ACGGAGGGAAGCCUCCUGGAAUCACCCAUCAGCCUCUUAUUAAGAUGACUGUGCUGUGGGGAGGGUGUCGCAGGGAACGGGAGAGGACGGUGACUGUCUGUUUCAGCCUUUUAAAAUGGCGAAUGAAAAGAAUCAAGUCCUGGGCGGCGGGAGAGGGCCUGAUCCUUUGCUCCGAAGAGCGUGCAGUCGCUAGUAGGUCAGCUCUAGAGAGCCGCGCCUACGUCCCAGCUACCAAGCUACAACGCUCUACUAGGAAUCAGAUGGGAUCAAGCAGAGCAGUUCUUUAGAAGUGGCCAUACAAACAACUGGGCAGUUUUGGUUUGUACAUCCAGAUUCUGGUUUAAUUAUCGACAUGUUGCGAAUACUCUUUCUGUUUAUAGAAGUGUCAAGAGGCUAGGUAUUCCUGACAGCCACAUUGUUCUGAUGCUUGCAGAUGAUAUGGCAUGCAACCCUAGAAAUCCUAAACCAGCUACAGUGUAUAGUCACAAGAAUAUGGAACUGAAUGUGUAUGGAGAUGAUGUAGAAGUGGAUUAUAGAAGUUAUGAGGUAACCGUGGAGAAUUUUUUACGGGUGUUAACUGGGAGGAUUCCAUCUAGCACGCCUCGGUCAAAACGUCUUCUUUCUGAUGAUCGGAGCAAUAUUCUUAUUUAUAUGACAGGACAUGGUGGAAAUGGUUUCUUGAAAUUUCAAGAUUCUGAAGAAAUUACCAACAUAGAACUUGCAGAUGCUUUUGAACAAAUGUGGCAGAAAAGACGCUACAAUGAACUACUAUUUAUUAUUGAUACUUGUCAAGGAGCAUCCAUGUAUGAGAGAUUUUAUUCUCCUAACAUAAUGGCUUUAGCUAGUAGCCAAGUGGGAGAAGAUUCACUUUCGCAUCAACCUGAUCCUGCAGUUGGAGUCCAUCUUAUGGAUAGAUACACAUUUUAUGUCUUAGAAUUUUUGGAGGAAAUUAAUCCAGCUAGCCAAACUAAUAUGAAUGACCUUUUUCAGGUAUGCCCCAAAAGUCUGUGUGUGUCUACUCCUGGACAUCGCACUGAUCUUUUUCAGAGGGAUCCUAAAAAUGUCCUGAUAACUGAUUUCUUUGGAAGUGUACGAAAAGUGGAAAUUACAACAGAGACUAUUAGUUUGCAACCAGAUUCAGGAGUCGUGGAAAGCAGCUAUAAGAAAGACCAGAUGGUUGAGGAACUAAUGGAACCUCUGAAAUAUGCUGAACAACUUCCUGUAGCUCAGAUAAUACACCAGAAACUCCUGUAUAUCCUGACUUGUCACUUACCUCUUUGCAGCAGGCCCUCAGAGCUAUCUGAGAGGCUGUAUCCUGGACACAAGUCUUCAAAACCAAAGCUGAAGGAUUGGCAUCCUCCUGGGGGUUUUAUUCUGGGAUUGUGGGCACUCAUUAUCAUGGUUUUCUUCAAAACUUAUGGAAUCAAGCAUAUGAAGUUCAUUUUCUAAACGUGGUGAUGUAUGAAGACUGCAUGAAAGGCUACAACAUUGGAUAUAAGUUCAUGUCAAUAUAUUUUCAAAAAUGUAUUGUUCUUGUGUGACUUGGCAGAAAGUAUAAGCAAACUGUAAAUUUGAAUGAACUAUUGGUUUUAUAACUUAAAGAAAAAUUAUUGUUAAUGCAAGCGCUAAAUGGCAUUAAAUAUAUUUCAGUUUUUCAUUUUGUGUGUUACUAAAAUAUUGGGAUAAAGAGAUCACAAUAUUCUCACUGACUCUUUCUGAAAAUAAGAAUUUCCCUUUGUUUAAUCCCCUUUCAUUUGGAAAAGAAAAAAAUGUGAAGACAUUAAAUUCUCUAUUUUUAUGUAUA